Molecule: messenger RNA, 1279 nt
Organism: Oldenlandia corymbosa var. corymbosa
Lineage: Eukaryota; Viridiplantae; Streptophyta; Magnoliopsida; Gentianales; Rubiaceae
Source: the annotation of a GenBank genome assembly
CUCUUUCAAAGGGGAAAUGGAUGUUGGCUAUACAAGCCUCAGGGGUCAACUGCCAUGUUUCCCUAAGAAUGUAGUUGCUGCAACACUUUGGUUGCUUUUGCAAGUAUUCAUUUGCAGUAUGGGAAAAGAACAAAAGCUUGGCGUUCAGGAAAUUACAUUAUGUAAAAUGACUUCAAGUGCAGCCUUUAUUAUGAUGAAACCUAUCAUGCUUGCAAAUGGAGAGACUCAUUCCUGUGAUCUGUUUUUUAGAAAGUGGCUUCAAGUUUUGGUUGACUGGAAGCUGGAUGUCCCUCCUAUGAGUCAGCCUGAUCUUGGAAUUAUUACUUUGGCUUACUUUGAUGGAGAGAAGCGUAGCAGCUGGGCAGUUUUAACCUUUCAGGAAAUCAAGGAUGAUUGUGUUGAACUUCCUUUUGAGUUAAAUCAUUUCUUCGAUGGAGGAUUUGGCUCUGACUCAUUUGAUAUUGAACCGGGUGGAACUGUAAAUUCAUGUACUGGAAAAACUAUUGGAAGUAUGCUCUUUGUUAAUGAUGAUAUGAAUUCUUCAUUUGAGUAUGUGGGUGUUACUUGUAUGAAUUAUGAGGGUAAUGAGGAUGACUGUUUUGCGGUUUUGAAUGAUGUUUCUGCUGAGACGAUGAGUAUGGUUGGUAAAGAUAGGGUGAAGGUUACUAUUAAUCCUAUGGCUAAAUUUGUUUUUAAUCACGAUGGCGAAAUGAUUUCAAGUGAUUGUGUUGUCCCAUGGAGUGAUGUUUCCUUUGGUAUGCUGAAUUGUGUUGAAGAGUCUGUUGGUAUGUUUAGUCUUUUUAAAGACGGUGUGAUUCACAACGUUGAUAUUCCUGUGUAUUUGAAUGAAGAAAAUGAUCAUAUGAUUUUGGAUUUAACUGAUAUCGAGGUUGUGACUCUGGAACUGAGUGAUUGGAGCUUUGAAUCUUUCAGUUUAAAUGAUCCUGUCAAUGAUGAUUGUAUGAAAUCGAACUAUAAUUCUUUGACAUUGGAUGGAAUAUCUAUUGUUAAAGGUUCAUUUAAUGUUGACAAGUGCUGGAAAUUUGUGGAUAAUUCGGUGUUUGAAAAAGGGUCAUUUCAGGUUGACCCGGGGGGAGUCAAGUGUCUUGUUGAUGUUGAUUGUGGUAAAGUUGCGCAGAAGUAUGAUGGUAGUAAUAUAGUGGCUGAUGAUUGGUUGUCAAAUGGCAUGUUUAACUCCUUUGAAGCGGAUUUUACACUAAAUGAUAAGCUGGCGAUUGAUUUGGUUGUGCUUAAAAGGGAAGAUAAAGUUACUUUUUGA